AUGGAAUAUGUUCAAAAUUUGUUCCAAUUAAUUAGGUAUAGUGAGAAACUAUCGUAUCGAACGGUGCCAACGAUUGUAACGAAGUAUGUAAAACAAUGUUGUGAUGGCUACACAAAGAUCGCUAAUAACACUUGUAUCCCUUUAUGUGAUCCACCGUGUCGGAGAGGUAUUUGUACAGCACCGAAUAAUUGCACCUGUUAUUCCGGUUUCGGAGGGCCUACAUGUUCUGCAUCCUGCCCAAAAGGAUUUUGGGGUCUAUCUUGUUCCUCGAAAUGUGAUUGCGAUCAUGGAGCCACUUGUGACCCUAUUACGGGCAUUUGCUAUUGUCCUGCUGGUUAUCACGGCAAACACUGCAAGGAACAAUGCAGUGAUAAACGCUGGGGUCAAAAUUGCGCAUUUCAAUGUUUCUGCCAAAAUAAUGGUAUCUGCAAUCCAAUUAAUGGCUCAUGCAAAUGCCCACCUGGAUUUUCUGGUCAAUUAUGUCGUGAAGGAUGUGAAGAAGGUCGAUUUUGUGAAAACAAAUGUCAUAAAGGAUAUUACGGUGUUAACUGCGCUUCGAAAUGUUUAUGUUACAAUGAAAAUGAAUGUGAUCCGGUAACUGGAAAUUGUCAUUGUAUUGGCUUUACCGGAAAACACUGUGAAGAACCAUGUCCGGAAGUUUGCCCAUUUAAUCGUUUUGGACCAAAUUGUGAGAAUGAAUGUGCUUGUAAUCCACAAAAUACGAAACUUUGUCGUGCAGGUUUUACGGGAGCAGGUUGUAAUUCUCCAUGUCCAAUAUCAUAUUAUGGUGAAAAUUGUGAUAGAAAAUGUGAGUGUAAUCUGGAUACUGGUUCACAAUGUGAUCCGAUUACUGGACAUUGCAUUUGCGCUGCUGGAUAUCAGGGAAUUCGUUGUGAUGAAAAAUGUCCGGAAGGUUUAUUCGGUAUAAAUUGUGAAUCGAAGUGCAAUUGCAAAAAUAACGCUCCAUGCGAUCACCGUUUUGGUACAUGCAAUUGCACUGCUGGUUGGAGAGGACCACAGUGCAGUUUACCCUGUUGGGCUGGUUAUGGUAAUGUAGAAUGUAGGAAAUGCGAUUGUAAAAAUGGUGCCGGUUGCAAUCCAUUAACUGGUGAAUGCAUUUGUUCGGUUGGAUGGACUGGAAAAAGUUGUGAAGUACCAUGCAGUGAAGGUUUCUAUGGAAUUAAUUGUUCGCAAAAAUGUCACUGUCAACAUGGUGCUACAUGUGAUCCAGUUAAUGGCGAGUGCAAUUGUGCAGAUCGAUCAAACUGCUCAGUGCUAUGUCCUCCGGGAGAAAAAAAGAAUUGCUUGAGUUCAUGUCCAUGUAUUCACGGAACUUGUGUGGGACUCUCCGGGAAAUGUGCUUGUCAUCCAGGAUAUACCGGUUCUCUAUGUGACAAAGAAUGUCCUUUUGGUAGUUACGGAAAUAAAUGUACAAAAAAGUGCAACUGUCUUCAUGGAUGUAACCCACGCACUGGUGAAUGUUUGCAAUGUCCAGCUGGACGAAGUGGUAUAUUAUGUGAGCAAAGCUGUCCGUUUGAAAUGUGGGGUGAAAAGUGCAUGAAUCAUUGCGAUUGUGCAAAAAGUGCGGAAUGUGAUAGCAUCGAUGGUAGCUGUCAAUGUUACAGCGGUUUCACCGGUGAAAAAUGUAAUCGAGUAUGCCCUUAUGGCAAAUGGGGUAUGAAUUGCUUUCAAACAUGUAAGCAAUGCAAAAAUAAGGGUAGAUGCGAUCCGGUUGACGGUGAAUGUCAUUGCAUGCCUGGUUUCAUGGGAGAAAAAUGUGAACUACUUUGUGGAAGGGGUCAGUGGGGUAAGGAUUGCUUGAAUGAAUGCAAAUGUGCAAGUGAUCGCAAAUUGUGCAAUCCAAUCAACGGUAUUUGCCACUGUGCUCAUGGUCUUAAGGGUGAUCUGUGUAAUCAAUAUUGUCCUGAAGGUUCAUGGGGUCCAGAUUGUUCUUUCCGAUGUUUGUGUGCAAUGAAAAAUUCGAAAUGUCAAGCAACAACGGGUGAUUGUGUUUGCCAUCCAGGUUUCACUGGACCAAAAUGCGAUCAAAUUUGUCCUGAAGGUUUUUGGGGUGAACAAUGUGUGAAUGUUUGCGAUUGUGAUGAUGAUACCUGCGAUCCAAUGUUUGGUUAUUGUAGCAAAAACAAUAUCUCCUGCGGUUCUAUCAGUACAAAACUGAAGUACAGUCUACCGAUAAAGCGCAUCCGAUCAACGACAACCAGUACUCUGCUGUAUGCCAGUAUCCUACUCGUUAUUCUUUCAGUCCUCGUUCUCUAUUAUCGACGAAAAUACAUGAAGGAAAGUGAUCCUGUCAUUCCGACUAUUACUUACAAUCCGACGGCUAUAAAUAAUGAAAUGACCUCAACAAGGAUUCAUUUCAACAAUCCGCUUUAUAAAAAGAGUGCGGAAGAUGCAAUGAACGAUCAGCUUGCAGGAAAGAGUAAUAAAUCAGAACGAUCCGAUCGACUUCAAGGUAUCACAUUUGAAUUUGAAUUGAUUUGA
Messenger RNA from Cercopithifilaria johnstoni, 2502 nucleotides. Lineage: Eukaryota; Metazoa; Nematoda; Chromadorea; Rhabditida; Onchocercidae. The record is from the annotation of a GenBank genome assembly.